UAUGUGUUAUUGAUCUAAAGCUACCUGAGAUCAACAGUGGAUAACAACAGAAGCAGAACUUGAUGGUUUCUUGUGACCUCCAUCUGUCACCUUUACCCUGCUGGUUCUUAUCAGCAGCCAGGUUGCAGCCAUGGCAACGCCACCGGCGCGCUGUUAUCCUAAAGUGGUGUGAAUGGAAAGCAGAGGGCUGUUGCUGCUUUGAACUCUACACUCCUUCCUCCGCGCUGCCGCCCAGUCUCGCCUGGCCCAAGGUACGGGAGUGUGUAUCUGUCUUUUGUCUGCCUGUGAUGGACGAGGCGGAGGACGGCGAGGAGGAGCCCAAAUUCCAGCAGCCUCAACCAACUCAAGUAACCAGCUUGACCGGAUGCGAGGAUGGCAGCAGCGCAGUAACCAAGAUGAAGAAAUUUACGCCAGGAGGCGGAGCCGCGUCCAUUGCGCGCAAAAACUCCAACAACAAUGAGCUCUGGCUCCUGCGAGACGAGGACUCCGCAUCUUUUACUGGCUCUGCUCUGUUAUGCCAGAGGGAUGGUGCCGGCGGCCGAGGCGGCUCAGAGUCAGACCACAGGAGUGGAGGGGUCACACACUCAGAGGCAUGCGUGAUAGGAGAGGGAGCCAUCGGUAUGAUAUGCAACAAAAACGGGGAUUGUAGAAGGGACCCGACCAGUUCAGGGAGCCUCUCCUCUCUUAUAUCAAGACAGGAAAAGCAGACAGAUGGAAUAGUAGCAGCUGAAGACGGCAAGGGGCAGGCUGCAAGCAUGGAUGGCUCUAUCACUUCAGCGGGGUCCCUGACACAGGGGCCCGGAGCCGAGGUCAAGUCAGCGGCGGCGACGGAGAAAAAGGACUCCAGAGUUUCCUUCUCCAAUGCCCCAACGAGUAAAGGGCAGACCCCAAGUCUGCACUCGAGAAAUUCUGUCACAUUCACCAAAGCGGAGGAUGGCCCGCAGAUUGUGCCGGAUGAUGGAGACUCCAGGGGGAAUCAGACGUACAUGCAGCGGCAGUUUAGUUCCAUGCUUCAGCCUGGAGUUAACAAAUUCUCCCUGCGCAUGUUUGGCAGCCAGAAGGCAGUGGAGAAAGAGCAAGAGCGCGUAAAGUCAGCGGGUAAUUGGAUUAUCCACCCAUACAGCGACUUCAGGUUCUACUGGGACUUCACCAUGCUCAUGUUCAUGGUGGGCAACUUGAUCAUCAUUCCCGUGGGCAUCACCUUCUUUAAGGACGAGACCACCACGCCCUGGAUCAUCUUCAACGUGGUCUCUGACACCUUCUUCCUCAUAGACCUGGUGCUCAACUUCAGGACGGGCAUCGUGUUCGAGGACAACACCGAGAUCAUCCUUGACCCCAAGAAGAUUAAGAAGAAGUAUUUGAAGAGCUGGUUUGUGGUGGACUUCGUCUCCUCCAUACCUGUGGAUUAUAUCUUCCUCAUCGUGGAGAAAGGGAUCGACUCGGAGGUGUACAAGACGGCACGGGCGCUCCGCAUCGUCCGCUUCACUAAGAUCCUCAGUCUGCUGCGCCUCCUGAGGCUGUCCAGACUCAUCCGUUACAUCCACCAGUGGGAGGAGAUCUUCCACAUGACCUAUGACCUGGCCAGUGCUGUGAUGCGAAUAUUCAACCUGAUUGGUAUGAUGCUGCUGUUGUGUCACUGGGACGGCUGUCUGCAGUUCCUGGUCCCCAUGCUCCAGGACUUUCCGUCUGACUGCUGGGUCUCCCUCAACAAGAUGGUGAAUGACACAUGGAGCGAGCUCUACUCCUUUGCCCUCUUUAAGGCCAUGAGCCACAUGCUGUGCAUAGGGUAUGGAAGACAAGCCCCCGAGAGCAUGUCAGACAUCUGGUUGACCAUGCUCAGUAUGAUCGUAGGAGCUACCUGCUACGCCAUGUUCAUCGGCCAUGCAACCGCACUCAUCCAGUCUCUGGACUCAUCCAGACGGCAAUACCAGGAAAAGUACAAACAAGUGGAGCAGUAUAUGUCGUUCCACAAACUACCGGCUGACUUCCGACAGAAAAUCCAUGACUACUACGAGCACAGAUACCAAGGCAAGAUGUUUGAUGAAGAGAGCAUCCUUGAGGAGCUUAAUGAGCCUCUGCGUGAGGAAAUUGUCAACUUCAACUGCCGUAAACUGGUGGCCUCCAUGCCACUGUUUGCCAACGCCGAUCCCAACUUUGUGACAGCUAUGUUGACCAAACUGAGAUUUGAAGUCUUCCAGCCUGGGGACUACAUCAUUAGAGAGGGCACCAUUGGCAAGAAGAUGUACUUCAUCCAGCAUGGUGUGGUCAGCGUCCUGACCAAAGGAAGUAUAGGCAUGAAGCUGAUGGAUGGCUCUUACUUUGGAGAGAUCUGUCUGCUGACCCGUGGCAGACGGACGGCCAGUGUGCGAGCGGACACCUACUGCCGCCUCUACUCUCUCUCUGUGGACAAUUUCAAUGAGGUGCUGGAGGAGUACCCCAUGAUGAGGAGGGCCUUUGAGACAGUGGCCAUUGACAGGUUGGACAGGAUAGGCAAGAAGAACUCAAUCCUGAUGCACAAAGUUCAACAUGAUCUGAACUCGGGUGUUUUCAACAACCGGGAGAAUGAGAUGAUCCAGGAGAUAGUUAAAUAUGAUCGGGAGAUGGUUCAACAGGUGGAUGUACCACGGCCGCGGGCCAUGUCCAUGACACCCCCUCUACACGGUGGGAUUUUUACUCCUUCAGGUUCCUCUGCCCAGCCCCAGAAUUCAGCUAUUGCCACCCUGCAGCAGGCUGUAGCCAUGAACUUUUGUGCCCCCAUGCAAGGGAACUCAGUAGGAGCAGGGAACCUGCAGUCCCCCAGGAUGGUGAGGAGAUUCCAGGUAAUGCAAAAUGUAUCCAGCCCUGUCUCAGCCUCUCCACUGCAGUCUCAGCUCCUUGUUUCUGGUGCCUUUGCUCCGGUCCUGUCCAGCCCCCCUGUCCAGAGCCCACUUGCAAUUGGAGGACGAUCAUUCCAGUAUGGAUCCAGUGCCCUGGCUGGUCCCACCUCAGGCUCCCAGCUUUCUCUAAUCCAGCAGCACAUAGCCAGCCCUGCACACCGGCCCAGCACACAUAAGAGCACCCAUUCCUUGCAAAUGGGGAGUCUGAGCCAAGACGCCAGGGCACUGUCAGCCUCUCAGCCCUCACUGCCUCACGAGGGGUUGCAACCAGGAGCCCCUAGUUCGCCCCAGUCACAACAAGUCUCCUCCACUUCCAUUGGACCCCCCCAGACCCCAUCAGGUCACACAGGUGUCCGUAGCGCUAUACCACACAGGGUGGUAUUACCCCACCAGAUGUCUGUGGGAGCCUUCCCUGUAGCAUCCCUGCCCAGUUCUGUGCAGGGACUGGGGGCUAGUGCAGGGGUUGCAGUAGGGGGUGUGGGAACAGGUCCAGGGGACUCGGGAUUACCCAAGAAAGACUCCAUAGUGAGCCUUCCUGAGACAGACCACAUCAAAGUCAGAUCCAGGCUAUCCUCAAACUUGUGAUCUUAAUUAAACUCUUCCGGAGGAGUGAAUCAAUGAGGGGCUUGACUGCAGGAACAUGGGGGGAUUUCUGUUCUCCCUCUUACAGUUCUUCAAUUCUCUCUACCCACUUCAGUUUGACUAUCCGAAUGUAUGAGUGAUUAGCAGCAGGGAAAAUCUGAGGGGAGACUGUUUUAACAUAACAAAGUCUGUAUGGUGACUUUUGAAUCUCCACCAUUGAGAUGUUUCUACUCACAGACAUAGUAGAUGCACAGAACAGUAGUGGUAAAGUAGCAUCUUCCCAUCCUCCUUUAUUUACUGUAUUUCACAACAUAGUCAACAAUAUAUGGGCGUAUCUGCUUCACUAUCCUCUCAUUCACCUCAUUUAAAGCAAACAUUGGGUCGGAUGGGACUAAAAGAAAAUCAGGGACCUGCUUCAGAUAUCAGAAGUUGGCACUUUAAUGGGGUUUAACUACUGUAUCUACCACAUUUUGUCAUUAGACUGGCUGAUCUCUUCACAAAGGCAUAGUAAUUGUGGUUUUGUAAAAAGUCAUAAAAACACUAAAAUGCUGUGUUUUUAUUGUGUUUUUCUUGUGUUUCGUAAGUAUCCCUUCAAACAAAUCUACAGAUCAAAUGAGUAUAAGCACAAAUUUGGAUUAUAUUAAAUAAGUAUAAUAUAAUAUUUUAAGCCAUAUUUCCCCCAGACUAUUGAUAUGGAUGGAUGAAUGAGUAUAUUUAUAAAUCAAAAUAGCAUUUUCAUAAUCUGGUUAGCCUCUUUUGCAAGUCUUCCCUGCCUCUGAUAGUCUUCAUAGAUAAAUAUGUGAGUCCCUAGGAUUUUCAGAUCACUGACAAUGAAUAUCUAUAAUACUGAAAUUACAGCUGUGGGACAAAUUGUCUUGUUGCAGCCACGACAUCGAUUUCUGCAGGAAAUGUCUGCAUGUUUGUUCAAUUUAAAGCUGCAUUAAUCAAUAUUUUUUAUAUUAACAGUGAAUCAAAUGACCAAGUAUAAUGUGAAGACUGUUGCUCGUAGUGAUGAACUUGCAGAGAACGGACACUC
Messenger RNA from Thunnus maccoyii (southern bluefin tuna), 4494 nucleotides. It is a transcript of the gene hcn2b, whose product is annotated as hyperpolarization activated cyclic nucleotide-gated potassium channel 2b. Gene Ontology annotation, biological process: transmembrane transport; potassium ion transport. The record is from RefSeq and is a predicted model, not a curated record. Lineage: Eukaryota; Metazoa; Chordata; Actinopteri; Scombriformes; Scombridae. The transcript has 9 exons. The coding region runs from base 63 to 3461 and encodes 1132 amino acids. Gene Ontology annotation, cellular component: membrane. Gene Ontology annotation, molecular function: voltage-gated potassium channel activity.